Strongylocentrotus purpuratus (purple sea urchin) is the source of this 789-nucleotide messenger RNA. RefSeq names its product proline rich transmembrane protein 1B-like. The transcript has 4 exons. NCBI's taxonomy places the organism in Eukaryota, Metazoa, Echinodermata, Echinoidea, Camarodonta, Strongylocentrotidae. The record is from RefSeq and is a predicted model, not a curated record. Gene Ontology annotation, cellular component: membrane. Bases 146 to 505 code for a protein of 119 amino acids.
CGCAUAUUCUUAUGCCUACUUUUCAUCUUCGAUGAGUGAUAGACCCUACUUCAAUUCAGCCUUUGAUAAUAAACGGAUCGAUUUGGUUAAGAAAUUGGUUCUCCCACGCUCGCUCGCAAACGAAGCAACACUUGACUGAAAAAUCAUGAUCAACGAAGUACCGGAAUACGCUGCAUCCCCGCCCAAACCUCCGGCCCAUACGACAGUGAUCGUCCGUCAAGCAUCGCCUAUGCCCGAUCAGCAUUUAAUCCUGGCUAUCUUCGUUACUAUUUUCUGCUGUUUGCCCUUUGGACUUGUCGCAGUUAUCAAAGCAAGUAACGUGAAGAGUCGUUAUAGUGCGGGCGAUGAGGCUGGUGCUGAAGCAGCCUCUCGCGGUGCUAAGAAAUGGGCUACCCUCGCCCUCGUCACCGGCCUCAUCGUCAACAUCCUGGUCAUCAUCGCCAUCCUCGUCUACUAUUUCUUAUUCAUCAAGGCUGUCACCGAAGCCUUCUCGUUCGACGACUGACCGGAAAUUAGAGAGAAGUAGGGUGUAUUCACCUGCAUAAGGCUGCAAUGACUGACAAAACCACAGUAGAAGAAAGACUCAUAAUAGAUAUUUUCAAUUUUCAAGAAAGAAUGAUUUUAUUAACAACGCAGAAGAAAAUCGUCUACGAUGAUAACGCAAAUACCGUCGAUCAUUGCGACUAGAAACAUUUAUGUCAAAUGACUGACAACAUCUCAAUUAGGCCUGAACAAAAAGAAGAUGUUGUAUUGCCCUUUAUGUACUUAGGUGCCAAAACAUAGGUCGGU